Messenger RNA from Cetraspora pellucida, 987 nucleotides. NCBI's taxonomy places the organism in Eukaryota, Fungi, Glomeromycota, Glomeromycetes, Diversisporales, Gigasporaceae. The record is from the annotation of a GenBank genome assembly.
AUGCCUUAUCCUAUAAGUGUUUCAGCAAUUGAUACGACGUUGCUUACGCGGAAUGAAGCACGCAAACUUCGGAGACUUGAAUUAAAAAAGUAUCAAGCUUACGAAAUUAUUGCAAAAUUUGAAGGAACAUCACUUGAACAAUUGUUUUCACCAGAACCUACGCGAUAUUUAUGCUUAACCAAUCUUUGUUUCGGUGGAGUCGGAGGUAUUACAACAGAACAAGUGUCAGAAAUAUUUAACACCUUUGAUGGUUUAGCAGGAAUACGUUUGACCCAUGGAAAGCCGUAUUCGUUUGCAUUAUUUAAUUCCACAGCUUCUGCUUUACAUGCUAGGGAGACUCUUCACAAUAAACCAUGCGAAUUUCUAAAUGGUAAAGUUCUCUUUAUUGAAUUUGAGUUCAUAUCAGUUGAAUUAGAAAAAAGUAUAUUACAAGAUAUAUAUUCAAACACCGCAUGGAUCUCUGUUCAAGACCGUAGUGUAAUACAUUUUGGUUACUCAUUUAAUUAUGAUUCGAAUGAAGUUGGUUUGCCAUCACUUCAAUUUCCACCUUAUGUGAAUUUACUUCUUGAAAAGAUAAGGAAGUUAUACCCCUUUAUAUCAAAUAUGGAACAAUUGACAGUGCAACAUUAUCCAAUUGGUACUGGGAUUCCACCUCAUGUAGAUAGUCAUUCUUCGUUUGGACCAAUUGUUUUGGCAUUUAGUCUUGAAAGUCCAGUGAUUAUGGAAUUUAAAAACCUUCAAACCGGAGUCAUUGUAAAUAUAGAUUUACCAGAAAGAUCUUUAAUGAUUCUUAAAGACGAGGCACGAUAUACUUGGAGUCAUGCUAUAAGGGCAAGAAAAAGUGAUUUAUUAGAGGAUGGACGAGUCAGAGAACGAAAUAAAAGAGUUUCUUUAACUCUUAGAACAAUCAACCCUGAAAGAAUUUGCUAUUGUAAAUGGCCUAAUUUAUGUGAUCGCAACAUAGCUCAUUUGAAAAAAGAUUCAUGA